GCGCUCGUCUGACGUGCGUUUAAAAACGCGUGCAAAGUGCAUUUGUUUAAUGGAAGUACGAAAAUAAAUGUGCGACAAACAAAGUUUUUUCAUGAAUAAUCAUCAAAAAAAUAUGAAAACAAAAAAAAAAAUAUACAUAUAAUUGAAGCUUCGCUUGUGCAAUCCGGUCUUAAUUUGGCUAAUUGAUAUAUUCAGGACAAAGUGCCCGACUCCAGGCUAUAUAUAUAUAUAUAUUUGCCAAUGUAAAUAGCUGCAUUUUUCAGUCCUGAACGAAAUGCAAUUUGCCCUCCGGACGCGUGCGUGUGCAUGCUAACAACAAAAUUGAAAGUGUAAAAUUGUUUCAAACAUAACCAGCAAAAUAUUGUCGGGCCAACAAGCAAAAUCUGGCACUGAAUGUUUUUCUGUUUUAUGCCCACAUUAAUUUCGGUUUUAUUUAAAGUUUAUGCCUAUCAAUAACAUUUUGCAAUGCAAUAACAACAGCAACAGACCAAACAAAACAAAAAAUGCCUAAAUCAGAUUGGAAAACGCAUUGGCAAUGCAAAUUAUUAUUCACAAUAAUAUUGUUCAUGCUGCAACAAAACACAAGUGAUGCGCUGCUGCUCAAGUGUCCGCUGCAUCAGCUGCAGUUGCAGAAAAUUGUCGGAUUUCGACCGCCCAUCGAUUACCUUAGCGAACGGAAUUUGAUUUACGCGCCACCGAUCGCCAGCAAUUUCAAAGAUCGGGAUCGACGCAGCGACGACUACGGCCUGGACUACGCCGUGCGCGUGCCGGACGAGCAGCCGGCCAGCCAGCUCUGCUGGCGCAGUUGCAAUGAGGAUCCGGACUGCAUUGCCUAUGUGCAUCUGCUGGACACCAAUGAGUGCUACGGCUACUCAUAUUUUGAGCGCAACUCGCGCUACUUGCCCAUUACGGACGAGCUGCCCCUGGUGGCCGAUGCCGAGGCCAUGUUCUACGAGAAGAGCUGUUUGCGCGUGCCCGAUACGUGCAAAGGUCGCCUCUGGGCGCUGACUAAAAUUCCGGGCAACAGUCUGGUGUUUCAUGGUAAAAAGACCAUUUCGACGCUGGUCACGCGUCGUGAGUGCGCCGAAAGAUGUUUCUUCGAAUCCCAAUUCAAAUGCCUGUCCGCCUCGUUCGCCCCAUCGUAUCGGAACAAUCGUGAGCGGUUUCGCAAUGAGGAACACUCGCCGCAGGCCCAUGUCACUUUUGGCCGCUGCACGCUGAGCGACAAGGACAAAUCCAUACAACCGGAAGCCUUUCGGGCGGCGCCCUACGCAGAGGAGUACAUGGAGAACCAGUGCCACGAGCGACCCAUUCAAAGCGACAAUUGCUCGUACGAAUUGUACGCCAACAGCAGCUUCAUCUACGCGGAAGCCAAAUAUUUGGGCCUAACCCAGAAAGAGUGCCAGGCGCUUUGCACACACGAGUCCAAGUUCCACUGCCAGGGCAUCUCCUUCUAUUAUCUCAAUCAGCUGACACGCUCCGAGUGCCUGCUGCACUCCGAGGACAUCGUCUCGCUCGGCCCGCGCAGCCUCAAGCUCCGCGACAAUUCCGUUUACAUGCGACGCGUCAAAUGUCUAGAUGUGCAGGUCUUCUGCACCCGCGAUGAGAUGACCGUCCGGUACAAGCCGAAGGACUCGUUUACAGGCAAAAUGUACGCCAGCAUGCAUUCGAAGGAGUGCCAGGUGAGCGGAACUGGCAACGAGAGUUUGGUGCUGCGCCUGGAGAUUGGCAGCGAGGCGAAGGAGAACCGAUGCGGAGUUCUGCGCGCCUACGAAAUGACACAUUCCUAUCACAGAACCUUCAUAUCCGCCCUGGUGGUCAUACAAAACAAUGCGAAUGUGCAAACCCAAGGCGAUCGUCUCAUCAAGGUCGGCUGCAUCCUGAACAACGCGACGACCGCGCUUGGCUCAGAUGUGCGGGAUAGCAAUGCGGAUGCCACGGAGCAUGUGCCCAGUGCUAUUGCGUUGGAGUCCUCUCUGGAGUAUGCAGAACACAUGUUUCCGCAGGAGGGCGUGGUGCACUACAACAGCAGCACGGGGCCCCAUCCGCACCCGCAGAUCACACUUCAAAUAGUCGACCUCUCGCAGCAGCAUGAGACGAGUGACGUGCAGAUUGGCCAGAAUUUGGAGCUGCAAAUUGUGGCCGAGUACAGUAAGGAGCAGCUGGGCGAGCAUCUCGAACUGCAGUUGGCACCCUUGCCGGACUUUCGCGCCACCUCGCUGGUGGCCAAGUCACAGGAUAAUCAGAACUAUGUGCUGCUCAUAGACGAGCAGGGCUGUCCCACCGAUGCUAGCGUAUUUCCAGCGCUGGAGCGUGUACGCACGACUUCCCGCAGCAUGCUCCGCGCACGCUUCCAUGCUUUCAAAUUCUCAGGCACGGCCAAUGUUAACUUUGAUGUGAAAAUACGCUUUUGUGUGGAACGUUGUGCGCCCACAAAUUGUGUCCAUCUGUCCGGCGGCCUCUGGCAGCGACACAAGCGGCAAGCGGAGCAAGCAGAGCGCCAGCUGGAACAGCUCAGGAUACAGAAUCCAGUAUAUAUAUCAACUGUUAUGGAUGUGCUUCCGGCUGAAUUGAACAAUACAACUGCCUCAACGGCCAAUAUAAGCGCGCAAGUAGAGCUUCCUCUCAACUAUAAUCUUCGGGUACACGGACCGGAUCAAACAAAUAGCAAUAGCUACUUGUAUGGAGAGCGCGGGGUCCUGCUCAUAGCUGGCAUUGAUGAUCAGUUGCAUCUGGAUAACAUAUGCAUCAAUCAGAGUCUGCUGAUUGCGCUCUUCAUACUCUGGCUGAUAUGUCAGGUGGCACUGCUUUUCGGCUGCGGCAUGAUGCUGCAGCGUUACCGCCGCCUGGCGAAGCUGGAGGAGGAACGUCGACGCUUGCACGAGGAAUACCUGGAGGCUAGACGCGUACACUGGGCAGAUCAAGGCGGAUACACGCUCUAGUUGUCUUAAUUGAGUUUAAAAUAAUUUUAAUUGAAUAAAAUUAAGCGAAUCUUAUAGU
Drosophila novamexicana is the source of this 3000-nucleotide messenger RNA. RefSeq lists its product as uncharacterized. NCBI's taxonomy places the organism in Eukaryota, Metazoa, Arthropoda, Insecta, Diptera, Drosophilidae. The record is from RefSeq and is a predicted model, not a curated record. The transcript is spliced from 8 exons. The coding region runs from base 504 to 2942 and encodes 812 amino acids.